AUGAGACUCAACAUUGCAUCCUUCCUGGUCAUGUAUGCCGCGGCAGUCCAUGCUGUUCAAGGCAAAGCACAGAAAACCUUUGCCGUCCUCCGGUUCAACAAUGCGCCCGGCAGCUUCAGCAGUGCGGGUCGCAUGGACCCCAUCGUCUUCCCCGGCUCGGACUCAUCCCACACCCAUGGCAUCAUGGGAGGAAGCAACUUCGACUUGACGGUGACUGGCGACCAGCUCCUGCAUUCAAAUUGUACCAAUGCCAAGAUCAAGAACGACAAGUCCAACUACUGGGUCUCUACGCUCUGGUUUCGCAAGGGAGGCAAAUUUAAAAAGGUUCCCUUGUAUUACAUGAACGUCUACUACUUCUUCGAGGCCACCGAUGAUGAGAUCAAAGCCUUCCCCCCAGGGUUCAAGAUGGUCAGCGGUAACGCCUCCACACGUCUCCCGCCAGCCACUGGCAGCAUCCAACUCGACCCGUCCAAGGGCACCAUCCAGCCCGUCCAGUGGACCUGCCCUACGAAGAACGCAGUAGAUCACUAUCCUGCGGGCAGCGACGGCAGUCACGCCGGCAUCCAAGAUCCGAGUAAUCGGCAAUCCGGUGCGGGCUUUCCGGUAGUCAACUGUGACGCCGACAACUCGCCACUGCGUCAGGACAUUCAUUUUCCGUCUUGCUACGAUCCCAGCGUCGGCACCGAGGACUAUGCCAACAACAUGGUAUUUCCGACGCCCAUUUCACCCGGCAGCGACAAGGUCAACUGUCCCAAGGGCUACAUUCACGUCCCACAUUUAUUCUACGAGGUGUACUACGACACGGCGCAGUUUGACAGCCAAUGGAUCCGCGACGGCCACCACCAGCCUUUUGUGCUGUCCAACGGGGACAAUACGGGCUUCAGCUCGCACGGCGACUUCAUCUCGGGCUGGGACGAGCAGACGCUGCAGGCAAUCAUUGAUACCUGCGAUGUCGGCGAUCGCAGCAAUGGCCCCGACGGCAAUGAUAUGGAGGAUUGCCCAAACAUUCCUGGUGGCUUGAACAAGGAUGACAAGUGUCCGAUCAAGGCACAAUAUCCGGAUCCAGGUGACGAGUGGGUUGAUGCUUUGCCAGGCAACAAUCCCAUCUCUGGUUGGAUGCCCGACCAAUAA
Pestalotiopsis fici W106-1 is the source of this 1131-nucleotide messenger RNA. RefSeq lists its product as uncharacterized. The transcript has 2 exons. The record is from RefSeq and is a predicted model, not a curated record. Bases 1 to 1131 code for a protein of 376 amino acids. NCBI's taxonomy places the organism in Eukaryota, Fungi, Ascomycota, Sordariomycetes, Amphisphaeriales, Sporocadaceae.